Molecule: messenger RNA, 3705 nt
Organism: Girardinichthys multiradiatus
Lineage: Eukaryota; Metazoa; Chordata; Actinopteri; Cyprinodontiformes; Goodeidae
Gene: pkd2
Product: polycystic kidney disease 2
Exons: 15
Coding region: 501-3176 (891 amino acids)
Biological process (GO): potassium ion transmembrane transport; release of sequestered calcium ion into cytosol; detection of mechanical stimulus
Cellular component (GO): membrane
Molecular function (GO): potassium channel activity; voltage-gated sodium channel activity; signaling receptor binding
Source: RefSeq, a predicted model, not a curated record
GGCAUUUUCCAUCAUCCUCUUCGACGCCAUGACUUCAUGUGUAACCUGAGUCCAGGACGAAGGAGGCGGAAAAAAAGGAGAAAUUCUGGUGGUACGGUCCAAGAAGAACAAGAUGGCUGUUCCGGGAGAAGAAAAACAUCUUCGCUUUUUCUCUUAAACACGUAUUUUUUAUGGUGGUUAUUUGCGUGCUUAUAUUAAGCUACUUAAGCCACUUUUUGGGAACUAUUUUAUACCGAAUAUAUUGUUUCUCCGAGAAAAGGUCGAAGAAAGUUUUCUAACGGUUUGGUAAUUGUUUGUAGGACAUCUUUACGGGACGAGCAGCGGUCUAAAGAUGUAUUUCGGUCAUAAAUUCUUCUCAUUAUUAAACUUUUUACUGUGGAGUCAAUAGUUUUAUGUUGAAAGACAUCUAAUUUUUCAGUCCUUAGGUUUUUGCUCUCGUUUCGGGGGAUAACCUCACAUUCCGAUGGUCAGAACCCUUCAGAACAGCUAACUGGACCACCAUGACUUCGUCUAGAGUCAAACCCCAGAGCCAGACUGGCAGGUCGCCCCAAGGACCGGACUCCAGCGAGGGGAUAGAAAUGGAGAACAUCCAGCACCAAGACCUGGGUCUCGGAGGGGUCAUAGGCACUCCGUCUCCCCCGUCCAGGCAGGCGUGGAGCCGAGACAACCCUGUGUUCGAGCCGGAGGAAGAGAUCAUGGAAGCGGACUGGCCUCAAGCGAGUCCCGGGAGGAGGUCGGUGUCCACGGCCUCCAGCGGGAGCAGCAGCUACAACCGCGGGGUCAGCAGCGCCCAAAUCCCCCGAGGAGGACUUUAUCCAACACCGACCCCCACCAUCAAUGGCCGGCAACAGGACAGACGUGAACACCUCAGCUGCCUAAAGAAGCUGCUCCAGAAAAUCAGAAUUCUGUGGGGAACUGAGCUAAUGGAGGACAGCGACAGCAGCAGAGAAAGGUAUCUCAGAAACGUGUUGAGGGAGAUGCUCACAUACAUCGGGUUCCUCAUCACUGUAUGUGUUUUGACGUAUGGGAUGGUGAACUCCAACAUGUACUAUUACACCAAAGUUAUGUCUCAGCUUUUCCUGGACACCCCACUGUCUCCUGGGGACGCCACUACAUUCAGGAGCCUCUCCAGCAUGGCGGACUUCUGGAAGUUCACACAGGGACCUUUCCUCAACGGCAUGUACUGGGAGGUGUGGUAUAACAACAAGAGCCUGCCGGAGAAUCAGAGUUUCAUCUACUAUGAGAACCUUCUCCUCGGAGUACCGCGACUCCGGCAGGUCAAGGUCCGUAAUGAGUCCUGCUCUGUCCACGAAGACCUGCGGGAUGAGGUUCCCGACUGCUAUAACAUGUACACUCCCAGCAACGAGGACACUGCCCCCUUUGGUCCAAAGAAUGGAACAGCGUGGGUGUACACCACAGAGAGUGAGAUGAACAGCAGCGGUCACUGGGGGCAGGUGUCUAAGUACGGAGGUGGAGGGUACUACCAGGACUUGUCUCGAACAAAAGAGGAGUCAGCCAACCAUCUGCAGUUUCUCAAAGACAACUUAUGGCUGGACAGAGGCACCAGAGCGGUCUUCCUUGACUUCUCAGUCUACAACGGGAACAUAAACCUUUUCUGCAUUGCCAGGUUGUUGGUGGAGUUCCCUGCUACUGGAGGCACUGUGACCUCCUGGCACUUCCAAACGGUGCGUCUGAUAAGAUACGUGUCCAGCUGGGACUACUUUGUCGGAGUGUGUGAGGUGGCGUUCUGCCUCUUCAUUCUCUACUAUGUGGUGGAAGAAGUGCUGGAAAUCCACAUUCACCGGCUGCACUACUUCAAGAGCAUGUGGAACUGUCUCGAUGUUCUGAUUGUUGUGUUGAGUGUUGUUGGCAUUAUUAUGAACAUAACCAGAGCAGCCAUGGCCAGAAAUCUGCUCAGUGGGCUGUUGGAGAACUACACAGCUCACCCCAGCUUUGAGCCUCUGGCCAACCUCCAGGUUCAGUUCAACAAUAUGGCAGCAGUUAUUGUCUUUUUCUCCUGGGUCAAGCUGUUUAAGUUCAUCAGCUUCAAUAAAACCAUGAAUCAGCUGUCCACCACCAUGUCCCGCUGUGCCAAAGACCUUGUAGGUUUCGCCAUCAUGUUCUUCAUCAUCUUCCUGGCGUAUGCUCAGCUCGCCUACCUGGUGUUUGGGACUCAAGUUGAUGAUUUCAGCACCUUCCAAGCCAGCGUAUUCACCCAGUUCCGCAUCAUUCUGGGAGACUUUGACCUCUCAGAGAUUGAGGAGGCUAACCCAGUGCUUGGACCUGUUUAUUUUACAACAUUUGUCUUCUUCAUUUUCUUUAUACUAAUGAACAUGUUCCUGGCUAUCAUCAAUGACACAUACUCUGAGGUGAAGGCUGACAUGUCCCAGCAGAGGUCUGAAAUGGAAAUGACUGACCUCAUCAAGAAGGGCUGUAACAAAGCUUUGAUGAAGUUAAGACUGAAAAAAACGCCGGUAGAUGCCAUUUCCAACGGUUUGCAACCAGCACGCAUUAAAAUGAACUUUGAUGAGGUCCGUCAGGAUCUAAAACGGAAGGGCCACACAGAUGCAGAGAUUCAGGCCAUCUUUGCUAAAUGCCAUGCGGACGGCGAUCCGGAGCUUACGGAGCACGAACACCAGCAGAUGAGAGACGACCUGGAGAAAGAGAGAGACUUGGAGCUGGAGCGCAAUUCGCUGACCCGACCCAGCAGUGGGCGUAGCUUCCCUCGCACUCAGGACGACUCAGAGGAGGACGAUGACGAGGACUCCGGCCACAGUUCUCGUCGCCGAGGCAGCAGCUCAGGGGGGGUCUCCUAUGAAGAGUUUCAAAUGCUGGUGAGACGAGUGGACCGGAUGGAGCACUCCAUCGGCAGCAUUGUGUCGAAGAUCGAUGCUGUGAUUGUGAAGCUGGAGGGAAUGGAGAGAGCUAAACAGAAAAGACGAGAUGUGUUGGGCAGGCUACUGGACGGAGUCAUGGAGGAUGAGCGUUUGGGUCGAGACACCGACGUCCACAGGGAGCAGAUGGAGCGACUUGUGAGGGAGGAGUUGGAGCGCUGGGAGUCGGACGACUUGGGCUCACAGGUCAGCCACACUCCCGUCGGCCUGCGGGCCCGUCCUCCGUCCUCGCUGUCCGCAGACGGCCUCGAUGCGAGCUCAAACGCAGGCGCCCAUGUUUAAAAGUGACUCCGGUCCGGAAAAAGACAAUAAGAAACUCCUGCAACAGUGAAUAAAAACCUUCAGACGUGGUGAAGAUUUUUCAGAACAAAUUCAUUACUGAAGGCGUUUAAUUAGCUAGAGGCAAAACCUCUGCAGUGAGAAUCUGUCCAAUCAAAAAGCAUUAUUCUGAUGAAGCACCACAGGAUGAAGAUUAAUAGCAUUAAAGAGCCUUGCAAGCAUAUUGAGUAUUAUUCAGUUUUCUGCUUUUUAACUCUGCGUCCACACAUCACAUUUACAUGUUUAUUAUUUUUCAUGUUAACACAGAUACAGGUGUGGCCCAUCCCGCCAUAUUUAGUCCUCUGCUCAUCAGGUAAUCAGCUUAUGAUUUUAUUAUGAUACAUAUUGUAACUUGAAACAAACUUCAACUUGGAGUGCGAAUAAUGUUCACAGGAAGCCUGUGCGUUUACUAUUAUUUCCUUAAAAUCGCUCUGAUUUACAAUCUGUUUGUUUUUAAUCUGUUUCGCCCAAUAAACUCGUAAUAAAAAAGUAA